AUGCCGGAGAGUGAAGUAACAGAUCAAAAACAAGCUAGGCUAAAUACGUCUGGGCCAAAACGUUAUUUUCAGUCACCUCUAUCUGAAGAUGAAGUGAAACCAAUUAAGUUAAAAAACCGUAGCCAGCAAAACUUCUCAGGCGAAGUCAUAAAAGUGGAGUUGAAUAAGCAGCUCCCAUUUAAGAAAUCCCAUCGCAAGCUAGUAGACAAAAAAACAAUAAAAAAGGAAAUUCCAGAGCCAAAAAUUCCUAAAGGACUCCUUCAAAAAUACUCCAAGGGGGAAAAGGUAAAAUCUAAAGGCGUAAAGACUAAGUUUUUCAAGGAAAAACUACAGCGAAAAGAAAUUUACUUGGAAUAUGCAACAGAGCAAGCAGCGCGAACUGAACUUUUACUCACGGAGCAACAAGGUUUUAUUGAACCAGACGAAGAGGAGCUGACUGCGCAGUACAGGCAGGAGGAAAUUUCCCAAAAUGUCGAUAUUCUCGCUGCAUCCAAACAUUUUAAGUUAAACCUUGAUUUCGGACCUUACUCCAUGCGUUAUACUAAAAAUGGACGUCACCUGCUUCUUGGGGGACGACGUGGACAUGUUGCUGCUUUUGACUGGGUAACAAAAAAACUACUUUGUGAAAUAAAUGUAAUGGAAGAAGUAGUGGACGUCUCUUGGCUGCAUGUUCAUACCAUGUUUGCAUGUGCCCAAAAAGAUUGGGUGUAUUUUUAUGACAACCAAGGCACAGAAUUACAUUGCGUAAAACGUCUAUACCGCGUUAACUGCAUGGAAUUCUUACCUUACCACUUUCUACUCGCAACUGGUAAUAAAGAUGGCUAUGCAUCUUGGCUGGAUGUAUCUAUUGGCGAACUGGUAAGUAAUUUCAACACAAAGCUUGGAGAUAUACGAAUAAUGCGACAUAAUCCUGGAAAUGGGGUGAUGUGCAUUGGAGGAGGAAAAGGUGUUGUGUCCAUGUGGUCCCCUAAGGUUCGCGAACCACUUUCCAAAUUGUUAUGUCACUCCACUCCGAUGAGUGCAUUGUGUGUUGACCCAAAAGGACAGUAUAUGGUCACAGCAGGGCAGGAUCGAAAAGUUAAAGUUUGGGAUAUCCGUGCAUUGAAAGGUCCCAUUGUUAGAUAUCAAUUAAGAUACCCAGCUAAUCAGAUAGAAGUGUCCCAACGUGGAGCUUUGGCUUAUUCACAGGGUACGUACUGUGAAAUUCAAUCGAACUUAUUACUGGGAAAUAAAGCGAAAACUCCUUACCUGCGUCAGACAUGUGAUUCAUUUGUGCAUUGUAUGCGUUUCUGUCCAUAUGAAGAUGUCCUUGGUGUAGCUACUGCGAAAGGGUUUCAAUCACUGCUCGUACCCGGCUCUGGGGAACCCAAUUAUGAUGCAUUGGAAGACAAUCCUUAUCAGACAAAGUCACAACGCCGUGAACAUGAAGUUCAUGCGCUUCUGGAAAAAAUCCCGCCAGAGUUAAUUACAUUAAAUCCAAAUGAAAUUUCGAAUGUAGAUGUGCCUACAUUGCAAGAGAAAGUUGAUGCCAAGCGAGCACUAUUCCAUGUGAAACCACCUAAAAUUGACUUCAAAGCAAGGCACAAAAUGAAGGGUCGUGGAGGAAGUGCGAAAGCUUCCCGCAAUAAGCAAAUUGUUAAAGAUAUCAAAAGAAAAGAGUUUAUUGAAGGCGUUAAAAAAUCGAAGCAGGCCAUUGUCAAGCAACAUACGAAGAAUGCUACAGAUUUUAUACCAUUGGAAACGAGUGAACCAUCCGUACUUGAUCGGUUUAAGCCUAAAGACGAUAGGAAGUAGUGUUUGGAAAUAGUUGUUUGUUUAAAUCUGGAUACUUAUAAGAUUAAAAACUUAAGAAAAAUA
Messenger RNA from Rhagoletis zephyria (snowberry fruit fly), 1857 nucleotides. RefSeq names its product probable U3 small nucleolar RNA-associated protein 7. The record is from RefSeq and is a predicted model, not a curated record. Gene Ontology annotation, cellular component: nucleolus; 90S preribosome; small-subunit processome. Gene Ontology annotation, biological process: maturation of SSU-rRNA from tricistronic rRNA transcript (SSU-rRNA, 5.8S rRNA, LSU-rRNA). Lineage: Eukaryota; Metazoa; Arthropoda; Insecta; Diptera; Tephritidae. Gene Ontology annotation, molecular function: protein binding.